Messenger RNA from Copidosoma floridanum, 2031 nucleotides. Its product is annotated as RNA polymerase II-associated factor 1 homolog. Gene Ontology annotation, cellular component: Cdc73/Paf1 complex. NCBI's taxonomy places the organism in Eukaryota, Metazoa, Arthropoda, Insecta, Hymenoptera, Encyrtidae. The record is from RefSeq and is a predicted model, not a curated record. Gene Ontology annotation, biological process: transcription elongation by RNA polymerase II. Gene Ontology annotation, molecular function: chromatin binding; RNA polymerase II complex binding.
UAACAAUGCCACCAACCAUACAAAACGGAGCUGCUGAGAAGCGCAGUGUAACAAGACCUGCAGAGAAAAGAUUGGAGCUCAUAUGCAAAGUCAAGUUUUGCAACUCGCUUCCAGACAUUGCGUUUGAUCCAAAGUUUAUCAGUUAUCCAUUUGACGCUAACAGGUUUAUUCGGUACAAUCCGACGUCUCUAGAGCGGAAUUAUAAAUAUGAGGUACUCACAGAGCACGAUUUGGGAGUUGAAAUUGAUUUGAUAAACAGAGAGACUUACACCAGUGAUCAAAAUGCUCAAUUAGAUCCUGCGGAUGAGAAGUUACUGGAAGAGGAUGUUCUCAUGCCACAAGAUUCAAAGAGAUCCAAGCAUCACGCUAAAAGUGUCUCUUGGCUCAGGCGUACGGAAUAUAUUUCCACCGAACAAACGAGAUUUCAACCUCAAACCACAUCUGAUAAAGUCGAAGCAAAAGUUGGUCAUAAUAUUAAAAAGCACUUUAAGGAAGAAACAUUGUGUAUGGAUCGUGAUUCACAAAUUAAAGCUAUAGAGAAAACAUUUGAAGAUAAUAAGAAGCCCAUUGAAAAACACUACAGCAAAGCUAACGUUCAUCCUGUAGAAAUUUGGCCUGUUUUCCCAGAUUUCAAGUUGUGGAAGUACCCUUGCGCCCAAGUUAUUUUUGAUUCUGAUCCAGCACCUAUGGGACUCUCGGUUCCUGCACAAAUUGAAGAGAUGUCUCAAGCAAUGAUUCGUGGUGUGAUGGAUGAAAGUGGAGAACAGUUUGUUGCUUACUUCUUACCGUUUGAGGAAACUCUCGAAAAGAGAAAGCGAGAUUUUUGUUCUGGAAUCGACUAUGCUGAAGAUGAUGAGUAUGAUUAUAAAAUGGCUAGAGAAUACAACUGGAAUGUUAAAAGUAAAGCUUCCAAAGGGUACGAAGAGAAUUACUUCCUCAUUAUGCGGGAAGAGGGGGUAUAUUACAAUGAAUUGGAGACACGUGUGAGACUCAGUAAACGAAGACAAAAGGUCGGACAACCAGCUAACAACACAAGGCUUGUCGUACGCCAUCGGCCAUUGAACGCCACAGAAUUCCGUAUGCAGCGUUACCGAGAAAAACAACUCGAACCACCUUGUGAGGAGGAUGAAGAGGAGGAAGAGGAAGAAGAAGAAUUGGGACCUCAGAAGACCGAAUCUAAAAAUGAAGAAAAAGAAUCGGAUAGAGAAGAUAACGAGCAGGCAGAGCAAGAGAACGUGGAUAAUGAGGAGGACGAGAAUAAAGAAAAACUCGAAAAGGUCAAUAAAGAAGAGAGAUCUCGUUCAUCCUCACCGGCUUCCUCUCAGGCUUCGAGCCGCAAGUCUGGUUCAAAGCCCAGAUCUCGGUCUCGAUCGCUAUCGAAAGCUCGCUCUACGCGCUCCAUGCGCUCGAGUCGCUCGGUACGUUCUUCGCAGUCUCGCUCCCUAUCAAAGUCCCGCUCUCGCUCUCGCUCGGCUUCCAGGUCGGGCUCUGGCUCGCCUGGUCGGUCACCUUCGAGGUCGCGCUCUCGCUCGGGUUCUCCGAGCAAAGCCGGUAGCGCCAGUGGUAGUGCCAGUGGAAGUGGCAGUGCUAGUGGUAGUGGCAGCGAAAGCGGCUCCGAGUCAGAGUGAAGUGCUUUUUUCAUCUCUCACAUAUUCACGAGCGUUUUCAAUCAACAUUUUACGCUCACCCAUUCAUAUUGUUCAUUUUUCAUUUUUAUCAUCUCAAUGAUUUGUGUUUUGGGUAGAGUUGCAACGAAACGAAACUUUGUACAGUACUUAAACGUCAUCUUAUUCUUUCAACAGUUUUUAAGAUACUUCCAAGCAAAUGACUAUAGCUAUUUAAAUCAUGUGCCUAUGUAUGGUAUAGUCAUUCAAAUUUUAACUGUAAUAUCAAGUAUUGUUCAAGUCGAAUUGUAAGAGUUAAUUAAGAUGUUUUUCAUUUUUAACUAAAAUGUAAUGUUAAUUGCGUCCUUCAUCAUAUGCAAUAAUGUAAAUAAUUUUUUCAUGGGAUAAAUAAAAAAUUUUUGUAAAA